AUGGCAAGGUCUCAGCUCUGGGGCCUUCUCGCGCUGCUCCACUGCGUCGCCGCCGCCGUCUUCGUCUCCGUCUUGGUGCCCAGAGUGUCUGGAGAGAGGAGCAGGACAAACACGCGGGCCUACCCCCACAACGCUCGUCAGCUGCCAACUUUCAUCUUCAGGUCAGGCGGCGUGAAACAGCUGACGCCAACUAAGAACAUAUCAUCGCUCUUGGAUAAUCUGUUAAAAGGAUAUGAUCACAAACUUCGACCUUCCUUUGGGGGAGAGCCUACGACGGUAGAGAUCGACAUCGAGGUCAGGAGCAUGAGUCGAAUCUCCGAAAUGGACAUGACCUACUCUAUGGACUGCUACUUCCGCCAGUCGUGGGUGGACGAGCGCCUGGCCUUUUCUGACCUUGAGGAGGCCUUCACCCUGUCCGUGUCCGUGCUGGAGAAGCUGUGGAAACCCGAUACGUUCAUUUACAACGGCAAACAGAGCUACGUUCACCUCAUCACCACGCCAAACAAGUUCAUAAGGCUCUACCAGAACGGAAGGAUUCUCUACUCGUCCAGGCUGACCAUUAACGCCAACUGCCCCAUGAACUUGCGUGACUUCCCGAUGGACACACAGCACUGUCCUCUAAAGCUUGGCUCGUUCUCUUACACGACCCGCGAUGUGGUGUACAGGUGGAACAAAGACAGGCAGGUGGUCAUCGCUCCUGACCUCAUGCUCUCCCAGUUUGACCUCAUAGCUGCUCCUUCAGGUGAUGAAAAUACAACACGACGUGCAGGGGAAUUCUCCACCCUGCUGGCGAGCUUCUACCUGCAGCGCCACAUGGGGAACUUCCUGAUCCAGGUGUACGGCCCCUGUAUGCUGCUGGUCGUCCUGUCGUGGGUGUCCUUCUGGCUAAACAGGGAAGCCACAUCCGAUCGCAUAUCUCUCGGCAUCACGACUGUGCUGACGAUGACCUUCCUGGGACUAGAGGCACGGACUGACCUUCCUAAGGUCUCUUACAUAACAGCUCUUGACCUCUUCGUUUGGAUUUCGUACGGCUUUAUCUUCGCCACAAUAAUAGAGUUCGCCUUCGUGCAUGUCUUCACGAAAGUGGGGUCCGGCGAGGUCUACCUGUCGCACUCGAGCUCCGAGGCCGACUCUGAGGAGGACCCUGACGAGGAACUUGACCCUGAGCCCAUCGCAUGCACCGUGAUGGCGAUCGGGCCGCAGGAGGACUGCGAGGGCCACGCCUCCUCCGUGUGCCCCGCCCACCCCACGGCGGGCCCCAACGGCGUCAGGAAGGUCUCGUCCCGGUCGUCCGAAGGGCAGGCGUCGCCCAUGCACAUCUGGGCGCCCGCCUCGCCCGCCCCCCUCAACCUCUCCCUUCGGCUGAGGAGGCUGUGCGGCUGCGUCUGCGCCAGGGGGAGGAGGAGCUCUCUGGCGGCGACGAAGGGUCCCCACCACCGCCGCCAGUCGCACCUGACGCGAGCCGGCGAGCGGGCGUCGAGGCGUCCAACCUCUUCUAAACUCGACCAGAUUAACUCCGUUUCCAACAUCGACGAAAUCUCACGAGUGCUUUUCCCGUUCGCUUUCGUGUGUAUCAACCUCCUCUACUGGUACACGUUCCUCUCCCACACCGAGUGGUCGCAGAAUCGAUUCUGAACCGAAAUCACGACCCCUUGGAUUGGUAUCUUAGGGUAGGAUCUGCUGAGGAUUCUGAUGAGGUUGUGGUUAUGCCUUCUGGUCCUGUUUUACUGGGAUUGUAUGGUGUUAUUUAUAUAGAGAGUGACAAGGCGUGUAUAUGCAUUGGUGUAGCUGUAUUGGGAUAUAUGGUUGUUGUUUAAUGUUUGUAUAUAUAUUUUAUUAUCAUAUAGCCACUCUUAUUUCGCAAGAAAAAUACCUUAUUUAUCUAAUUAUAGGUUUUGUUCUACGCUCUUGCAGGAUUAUAUGAUCUAAGAAAAUAUCUGAAUACACACACACGCACACACACACACACACACACAC
Penaeus monodon (black tiger shrimp) is the source of this 1977-nucleotide messenger RNA. RefSeq names its product gamma-aminobutyric acid receptor alpha-like. Bases 1 to 1635 code for a protein of 544 amino acids. NCBI's taxonomy places the organism in Eukaryota, Metazoa, Arthropoda, Malacostraca, Decapoda, Penaeidae. Gene Ontology annotation, biological process: signal transduction; chemical synaptic transmission; nervous system process. The record is from RefSeq and is a predicted model, not a curated record. Gene Ontology annotation, molecular function: GABA-A receptor activity; extracellular ligand-gated monoatomic ion channel activity; neurotransmitter receptor activity. The transcript is spliced from 12 exons. Gene Ontology annotation, cellular component: membrane; synapse; neuron projection.